AUGAUUGCGUCGUUCACAUCGAUCAAAUUCAACUACUAUCUCAUGCAAGAGAAAUACGAAGGGCCCAAAGAAGAGAACAUCAAGAAAAAAGUAGACCACAUGGAAGCCAUAUUUGAUGGUCGACUCUUUGCUUUACCGAAAGAAUCAGACGCUGUGGCUAAUCUUCUCUGGCGACAGGACUGGGACUGCAAGCGCAACUCCAUCUCAAUGCUUGCGCAGAAGCACUUCAAGCCGAAGGAAAUACACGCCUGCUCGUGUGCGACGAUGAAGGUGAUGUUAAAGGAGAGGAAGAACAUAGUUUGGGAGGAUAUGCCGGAUCACUUCAAGAUGGGCACGUUUGCGAAGCGAGGCAUUGUCGAGGUGGAGGGAUUCAACCCCAGAACUAAGGAGAAGUGUUGGGCAAAGCGGAAGAAGGUUGUCACACGCACAUUCGAGCUACUCAAGUACAACGGAGGCCAGGAAGUCGACCAAGGCAAGUUGAUCUUUGCAAAGACUUGGGACGAAGUGGAUGAUCUGGCGGACGAGUACAAGGCUUCCACUGCCAGUGACAACACAGCAAACGUACCUACCAGUGACACCACAACAAGCGUACCUACAAGUGGCACCACAACAACAGCAACCGAUGACCUACCCACAGAAACCGCUACAGGCAUCAUCGCAGACACAACACCUGCUCUUGCAGUUGCAGCAGCAGCUCAGGCUAUUUCGGCCACCGACAUCGCACAGGCAGACGUCGCAAGUGACGUGAAGCGCUCGAGCGACACGGAGGACGCGGCUGGCGAGGCGGUUAAAAAGGUGAAGACUCGCACCGAUACGUGA
Sphaeroforma arctica JP610 is the source of this 819-nucleotide messenger RNA. RefSeq lists its product as hypothetical. Lineage: Eukaryota; Ichthyosporea; Ichthyophonida. The coding region runs from base 1 to 819 and encodes 272 amino acids. The transcript is spliced from 5 exons. The record is from RefSeq and is a predicted model, not a curated record.